Messenger RNA from Hypanus sabinus (Atlantic stingray), 11766 nucleotides. RefSeq names its product cyclic AMP-dependent transcription factor ATF-7-like. Bases 7478 to 8890 code for a protein of 470 amino acids. NCBI's taxonomy places the organism in Eukaryota, Metazoa, Chordata, Chondrichthyes, Myliobatiformes, Dasyatidae. The record is from RefSeq and is a predicted model, not a curated record. Gene Ontology annotation, biological process: regulation of transcription by RNA polymerase II. Gene Ontology annotation, molecular function: DNA-binding transcription factor activity, RNA polymerase II-specific; cAMP response element binding. The transcript is spliced from 12 exons.
UCUCAACCCCAUUCUUCUCCCUUCUCCUCAUUACCUUUGAUGCCCUUACUAACCAUAAACCUAUCAACCUCCUCAAAUACACCCAGUGACUUGGUCUGCACAGUUGUCUGUGGAAAUGAAUUUCACAGAUUCACCACUCUCUGGAUAAAGAUAUAUUUCCUCCUUUCUGUUCUGAAGGGGUGUCCCUCUAUCCUGAGGCUGUACCUUCUGGUCCUAGACUUCCCCCACUAUAUGAAACAUCUUGUGAAGGAACACAGCACAGGUGCAGGCUGAAAUCCAUUUGCCGCUCCUUAGCCCACUUACCUAACUGAUCAAGAUCCCCCUGUAAUCUAUGAUGACCUUCAUUAUCAACACCACCACCUAGUUAGUGUCAUCUGCAAACUUGCCAGUCAUGCUUGUGCAUUGCCAUCUAAACCAUUUAAAUAAGCAAGGAAUAAAAGGGGGUCCCAGUAUUAACCCCUGCGGCACACUAGUCACUGGCCUCCAUUCCAAGAAACAACCUUCAGCCACCACCCUGUGCUUCCUACUUCCACGCCAACUCUGAACCUACCAAUCUAGCUCUCCCUGGAUUCCACGGGACCUAACCUUCCAGAGCAGCCUGCCAGACAGGACGCUUUCAAAGUCGUUCAAACCGCCAAGCAGAGGAUGAGUUGGUGUUCCUCAGCUUGGGUCAGACCUGUUGUGUUGGGGCAGGAUGCCACAGGGAGGGAGAUAUCAUGGGAUAGGAAGUAUGGGAUAAGUGGUGGACAACUGGAACCUCGGGGUCAUCCCUGUGCACCGACCAUGGGACGUGAACAGUCAUCAGCAUUUGGCUGGACGAGACAUCUCGCUGGGUCAGGAGUCAUAUGGAGAGACUGGGACUGCUGGCUGGCGUUGGUGAUACCGCACCUGGAGUAUUGUGUGCAUUUCUGGCCACCCAGGAUGGGAUUAAGGCCAUAAAAACAUGGGAGUAGAAUUAGUUUGUUCAGCCCAUUGACUGUGUUCUACCAUUCAAUCAUGGUUGAUUUAUUUUCAAGAUUGUUUAAUGUAAUUUCCAAUACAUGAGUGUAAAGGAGAAUGAAAUAAUUGUAACUCCAGAUCAGAUGCAGCACAAACAAAACACAAUAAGAUAAGGAAUAAAUAAUUUAAAAAUACACGCACAAUAAAUAUAAAUAUGCAAGAUACAUUGUUUAUCCGUAAAGUGAUGCUGGGCACAGGAGUGUCUGUGCAUAAGGUGACUGACAGGAAAUGAUAAACUAGUGGUGGUUGGGGGUGUAGAACGGUUGGUUAGUGGGUGGCUUCAUUCUGACUUCUCCCCGUAACCUUUGACACCUUUACUAAUUAACUACCCCUCAACUUCUGCUUCAGGUUAAGCUGGAGAGGCUAUAAUAAGAGUCCACCAAAAUGUUAAUGGGACUGGAGAGCAUGAGUUAUGUUACACCAGAAGGCAUACAUUUAAGGUUAGAGGGUUAAGUUCAAAAGAGGUGUGUGAGGCAUUUUUUUUCUUUUACACAGAGCAGUAGGUGCCAGCAUUGUUUGUACUGUAGAGUUCUAUGUUGUAAGCUAGGGAGGGUGCAGAAAAGAUUCAUGAGGAUGUCUUUGAGGAUAGUUUAAGCAAGCUCGGGCUUUUCUCUGGAGCAAAGGGGAUAAGAGAUGGUUUGACAGGUGUACAAGAUAAGAGGCAUAGAUUGAGUGGAUUUAUCCUAGGGUGGAAAUGGCUAAUACAAAAGGGCAUAAUUUUAAAAUAACUGGAUGAAAGCAUAGGGGAUAUGUUACAAGUAGAGUUUUACACAAACGGUGGUGGGUGUGUGGAAUGUGCUGCCAGGGGUGGUGGUAGAGACAGAUCCAUUAAAUGGAGGGCUAUGUGGGAGGAAAGGGCUAGAUUGCUCUUGGAGUAGGUUAAAAGGUUGGCACAAAAUUGUAGGCUGAAGGUCAUGUUGUAUGUUGCAACUGUGAAAGAUGUUGAUGAGAUUACACCUGUAGUGCUGUGUGUAGUUCUAGUCACCUAGCAACAGGAGGGAUGGGAUUAGGUUGAAGAGGGUGCAGGUGAAAAAAAUCACAAGGAUGUUGCCAGGACUGCAGGGCUUAGGAGAAACUGGUCAGGCUAGGACUGUUUUGCCUGGAUUGAAGAAGGUUGAGGGAUGACCCAACAGGUUUAUAAAACCACAAGUGGUGUAAAUAAGGUGGGUGGUCAAAGGGUUUUGGUAUUGGCUUAUUAUUGACACGUACUGAGACAGUGAAAAGCUUGUCUUUCAUACUGUUCAUAAACCAACAGUGGUGCGAGAUCUUAACAGUGUAGAUUGUGAGGCCAAGAAUCCGUCUUAUCAACUGGGGGUGGGGGGGGGGGGGAACCAUUCAGUAGUCUUGAGCCUGGUGAUGUGUGCUUUCAGGCUUUUGUAUCAUCAUCCCAAUAGGAGGGGGUCUUUGAUUAUUCUGGCUGCUUUAUAGAACAGUGAGAAGUGUAGAUAGAGUCCAUGGCGGGGAGGCUGCUUUCCCUGAUGUGUUUAACUGCGUCCACAACUCUGCUGUUAUUUGUGAACCUGUUGCUGUAUCAAGCCGUGAUGUAUCCACAUAGGAUGCUUUCUGUGGUGCAUCUAAAAGAUGAUAAGAGUCAAUGGAGACAUGCUGGAUUUUUUUUCAGCCUCCUUGGGAAGCAGAGGCAUUGGUGAGCUUUCUUGGCUGUGACAUCAACGUGGUUGAAUUAGGACAGGCCAUUAGUGGGUUUAAGGUGAAAGGGGAAUGAGAGAAUAGAGGGACAUCCAUUUAUAACAGAGUUAAGGAAUAAUUUCUUACCACGGGUGACUACAGAGGCCAGGUCAUUGGGUGUAUUUAAGGCAGAGCUUGACAGUUUGAUUAGUCAGGGCAUGAAAGGUUAUAGGGAGAAGGCAGGAGAAUGGGAUUGAGAGGGAAAUGAGUCAGCAGUGAUCAAAUGGCAGAGAAGACACAAUGGGCUGAAUGGCCUAAUUCUAUUCCAAUAUCAUCUUAAAGCUAGCCAGGGCUUCACCCCAAAGCAAGCUGCCCAAUCUGCAGCAGCAACCUGGUUUCACAGGACAGCAAAAGAGACACCUGUGUUUGCACAUAAAGUACAGUGUGCAAAUCUGGCCCCCACACCACUACAAUUACAUGAAAUUUGUUCUGUAGCAGCAGUACAGUGCAGAACAAAAAAUAAAUGAAUAGUGCAGGCUCCUGUAUCAACUCCCCAAUGGUAGUAACCAGAAGAGGAUAUGUUGUGGAUGGUGAGCAUCUUUAGUGAUGAAUGUCACUUUCUUCAGGUGCCACUGCUUGAAGAUGUCCUCAAUGGUGAGGAAGUUGUGCAUGUGAUCGAGCUGGCUGAGUUUACUCUGCAGCCUCUUCCAAUCCUGUGCAUUGGAGUCUCCAUACCAGACGGUGAUGCAACCAGUCAGAAUGCUCUCCACGGUACAUCUGUAGACAUUUGUUAAAAAUCUUUGGUGACAUGCCAAGUCUCCUCAAACUCUUGAGUGAAGUAUUGCCACUAGCUUUGUGAUUGUAUCUACGUGUAGGGCCCAGUGCUCUAAAAUGUUGACGUCCAGGAGCUUGAAGCUGCUCACUCUUAUAGGAAGGAUGUAGAUGUGCAGGGGAGGGGGGGAGGGUUUGGAGGGAUAUUCACCAGGACAUUGUCUGGAUCCAUGGACAUCGGUAAUAGGGAGACUUCAGAUGUGGCAGGGCUCAUUUCCUUUGGAGUGAAUGAGGCUGAAGGAAGAGAUCAUGAGGAGCAUAGAUUGGGUAGAUUAUCAGAAUCCUUGUUUUCUUGGGGUCCAUAUCCAUAAAUCCCUCAUGACACGCAAGUUGAUUGGUUGGUUAGGCAUACAUAUGAUGCAUUGGCCCUCAUCAGUCGGAUUGAGUUCAAAAGCUGCAGGGUAAUGUUGCAGCUCUAUAAAACCUUGGUUAGACUACACUUAAGGCAUUGUGUUCAGUUCUGGUAACCUCAUCAUAUGAAGGGUGUUUCACCCUCCUCUGAGGGUGCAGAGGAGAUUUACGAGGGUGCUGCCUGGAUUAGACAGCCUGUCUUAUGAGGAACAGUUGAGAGAGCGGAGGCUUUUUCUUUGGAGUGGAGGAGGACGAGAGGUGACUUGAUAAAGGGGAUAAACGGUGCCUUUUUCCCAGGGCAGAAACAGCCAAUACCACAGGACAUCCUUUUAAGGUGAGUGAAGAAAAGUAUAGGGGGUGAUGUCAAAGUUAAUUUUUUUUUUACAUCGAGAGUGGUGGAAGUGUAGAACACUGCCGGGAUGGUGUUAGAGGCAGAUACAUUAGGGUCAUUUAAGAGACUUGGUUUGUUAAAUGGAUGUAUGGAAAAUGGAGGGCUAUGGGUUGUGUCAGAGUGAAGUGCAAGAUUUAACGGAGUAGAUUAUAAGUUCUGUACAACAUCUUGGGCUGAAGGGACUAUUGUGCUAUAUGCUCUGUAUGUUGGGAAAUGGGAUUUCCAGCAGCAGUCAGUGCAAAGACAUAAACAUUCAUAUAAGUGAUAUGGUACAAAAGAGGGAUAACAUGGGUCUGUCCUGAGACCAGCACCUCUACUUUCAUAGAUGUUUGUGUAGAUUUGACAAGUUACCAAACAGAGUCACAGAGCACUGCAGCACAUUAUUUAUUUGUUUGUUGUUUAUUUAUUUAGAGAUAAACACAGUAAUAGGCCUUUCUGGCCCAACAAACCCUGUGCUGCCCAAUGACACUCAUGUAGCCAGUUAAUCUACUAACUCCGAAGGGCUUGGAAUGUGGGAGGAAACUGGAGUACUGAGGAAAAUCGUGGUCAUGGAGAGAACGUACAAACUCCUCACAGCGGCAGGAUGCAGUUGCUGGCUCUGCAAUAGCAUUACUCUUAAUUACUAUGCUGCCCAUAAUACAGCAUGCUCACAACUUACUCGCAUCUUUGGAACAUGGGAAGAAACAGGAGUGUCUGGAAAAAACUUGCAUGGUAAUUGUGAUAACAUACAAACUCCUUACUGUUAGUGUCACCAAUUGAAUUCUAAUCACUGGUGCCACAGUCGAGUAGCAGUUAGUGCAACACUGUUACAGCUCAAGGCUUCAGUUCAAUUUCGAUGUCCUCCCCGUGAACACGUGGGUUUCCUCUGGGUGCUCCAGUUUCCUGCCACAGUUCAAAGACCUACUGUUUAGUAAGUUAAUUGGUCAUUGUAAAUUGUCUGUGGUUAGGCUAAGGUUAAAUCGGUGGGUUGCUGGGUGGUGCGGCUCAUUGCGUUGGGAGGGGCUGUUCAGCACCGCAUCUCUAAACAAAACUUCAUGCUAAGCCCCAACAGUAACAGGCUCUUUCGCCCAUAUAGUUUGUACUGGAUGAUUAUUCUGCUUAGUCCAUUGCACUAUAAGACAUAGGAGCAGAAUUGGGCCAUUUGGCCCAUUGAGUGUUCUGCCAUUCCAUGAUGGCUGAUUUAUUUUCCCACUCAACCUCAUUCUCCUGCCUCCCCAUAACCUUUGAUGCAUUUACUAAUCAAAAACCUAUCAACUUACCCUUAAAAUAUACCCAAUAACUUGGCCUCCACAGCUGUCUGUGCCAGUGAAUUCCCACGGAUUCACCACCCUCGGGCUAAAGAAGUUCCUCCUCAUCAUCUAAAUGGACACCCUUCAUUUCUGAGUCUGUGCCUUCUGGUCCUAGACUCCCCCACGAGAGAAAACAUCCUCUCCACAUCCACUCUAUCUUGGCUUUGAAAUAGAUCCCGAGUGAGGACAGGCCAUAAGCCAUCAAAAGCCUUUAAUUCCUGGGAUCAUUAUUACUAACCUCCUUUGGACCCUCUCCAAUGCUAGCACAUCCUUUCUUAGAUAAGAGGCCCAAACUGUUUGCCAUACUCCAAAUAUAGUCUCACUGGUGUUUUAUAAAGCCUCAGCAUUACAUCCUUACUUUUAAUUAAAUACUAACAUUGCAUUUGCCUACCGUGCACUCACUCAACCUGCAAGUUGACCUUCAGGGAAUCCUGUAGGAGGGCUCCCAAGUCACUUUGCACCUGAUUUCUGAAUUUUCUCUCCACUUCGAAAAUAAUUUACGCCCUUUAUAUCUUCUUCCAAAGUGCAUGACCAUAAACUUCCUGACAAUGUAUUCCAUCUUCCACUCACCUAAUCUGUCAAAGUCCUACAGCCUCCCUGCUUUCUCAACACUACCUGCCCAUCCACCUAUUUUUGUAUCAUCCACAAAUUUGGUCACAAAGCUGUCAAAUGCCUCCUCCAGAUCAUUGAUAUAUUACAUGAAAUGGAGUCUGUUCUAACACUGACCCCUGUGAACACCACUAAUCACCAGCAUCCCCUCUUCCCUCUUUUUGCCUCCUGCCAGUCAACCAGUCUUCUAUCCAUGCUAGUAUCUUUCCUGUAAUACCAUGGGCUCUAUCCUUGCCUGUCAUUUCCUCAAAAGAAUUCGGAUAGAUAGACAAGAUUUUCUCUUGACCAAUGUGACUUCAGCCUUAUUUUAUCACAAGACCAAUCACUGGAUGUGGUAUAUUGUGAUUCUGUCCCAUUGAAGCUACAUAAGGGAAUAUUUCUGCUACAUGGUUAAAAGUGUAUCCCUGCUAUUACCUGUAAGGACACAUCUGUUGGUUAACCUUCUGGUUGGUUGUAUAUUCAUGGAGCCAUCCUCAACACUGCAACAAAAGGGUUAUAUGGUGGGUGUAUGGAGUUUGCACUCGGGUCUUUAGAAUAAAGACCAGUAUUAAAUAUUCAAAUGAAUUCUGCUAUUUGGGAUGUGUCACAAUUAUAAAUACGUAAUUCUGUAAAUAUACAUGACUGUAUUCCAAAUGUUAAAGUAGAUGAUUAUAGCAAUCGAAACUGUUGUUGAUCGUUUUUAAUCUUUUUUUGUUGUAGUAGUAGUAUAAAACAUCGUAAACACUGAUGAAGGGUCUCGGCCCAAAAUGGCGAUUGUUUAUACGGUAUUCCUUUUCAUGGAUGCUGUAUUUCGUGUGUUACGUUAUAAAAUAUCGUGUCAGGAAAGUGACUCGCUCUCCUGAAGGUUUGCUGCGUUAAGACUUAUAUUUCCCAGUUAGAGCUUCAUUUUGGCUCAGAACAGUUAUAAUUUAACAGUCUACAAGUUUGUACAAAGGUCUGAGGCACAUACCUUGUCAUGCAAGGUCUGGGGUGUUUUUAUAAUUUAGCAGACAGUUUACUAGUUUGUGCACUGAUAGGAGAUAGUAUAUAAGUAUGGACAAAGACUGGGGCUACAGUUCCAUUUCAGCAGGAUAAUCCGCAACUUUGACAAAAGUGGCGAUGCUGACCACCUGCGGUAGCAGCCCUCCAUCUGUAGGUGAUGCUGUCUGUUGCUCCCAUCCCACCCAACAGCACCGCUCCUCUGAGCUGCUGUCGCCUCUACCCGUGCAGUGACGGUCCUCCGGCCACCUGAGGGCGAGUUCCCGCCUCCACUCCCCUCGGCACCUCCACCCUCCCACCAAACACCUGCGGGGGACCUAUUGACGUCACAAACCUGCGGUCACUCUCGCGAGAAGCGGGCGAGAGCACAGGCUUCUCGCGCUGAGCCCAGGCAGCUGUGAAGAUGGGAGACGACAGACCGUUUGUCUGCUCUGCACCAGGGUGUGGGCAGAGAUUCACCAACGAAGACCACCUGGCCGUCCACAGACACAAACAUGAGAUGACCCUCAAGUUCGGGCCAGGUCGUGAUGGGGUCAUCGUUGCGGACCAAACCCCUACACCCACCCGCUUCCUGAAAAACUGUGAGGAGGUUGGGCUGUUCACAGAGCUGGCAAAUCCCUUUGAGCAAGAGUUCAAGAAGGCAGACGAGGAAGAGUGCAAAAAGUCUCCCCUGGACGUUGUCUUACCCUCAAUUCCAGAGGUUAAGGUCAAGGAGACGGAGCAGAUGUCCCAGGGAGCCAACCGUCCAGAUGUAUCCAUCAACCACCCACUCAUGGAGGGGAAGGACCAUCCCCCAAAGCGACCAGGCAACACAACACCCACAAUUGUAAGGCCAGGCUCACUGCUGUUGGCCUAUGAGUCAGGACCCUCCCUGCAUCCCACGAUACCUUCGCCGACCUCCGUCAUCACACCCACUCCCCCCUCCAACAGAACACUGUCGUCUCCUACUGGACCUGUGCCUGUCCUUCUGCACCUGCCGAAUGGACAGACCAUGCCUGUGAACAUCCCUAGCCCCACCCUGCAGAUUCCCACCGUCAUCUCUAUCGCACGGCCUGGAUCGCUUGUUCCCAACAUCCCGGGAAUCCCGGGGCCAACUUCCAACAACAGUCAGCCCCCGUCUCCCUCCACCCCACCCACGCAGUCGGAGGCCAAAAUGCGGCUGAAGUCGACACUGACCUUGCAUAACCUGCCAAUGGUAAACGGGAACGUGAUUUCCAGUACAAUGAGCACACAGCACAGCCAGAACAGCAACUCACUGCCCACUGCUGUCUCCCCGUCACAAACUCAGACUUCAUUGUCACAGCCCACUGUUCCCUUGGGAGGGGGCCGGCGAAGACGUGGUGUAGAGGAGGACCCGGAUGAGCGUCGGAGGAGGUUUCUGGAACGGAACCGAGCGGCUGCUUCCCGUUGCAGGCAGAAACGCAAAGUGUGGGUGUCUUCGCUGGAGAAGAAGGCCGAGGAACUGGGACACAUGAACGUCCAGCUACAGAAUGAGGUACGGCUCCUGCGGAACGAGGUGGCCCAGCUGAAGCAGCUACUGCUGGCUCAUAAGGACUGUCCUGUCACCGCUAUCCAGCGACGGACCCAGGAGUUCAUCGAUGACAGCCCGAAGGAGCUGUGUGAGUCUUCAGGAUCCCCCGUGGCCGUGAUCCAGCGGCCCCCUGCUGUGCUUGGGGGAGAGGCCGGAGAUGGGGGGGCUCUGCGGCCAACAGGAAACGGCAUCAACUCCACAACCAUGACCCCCCGACCCAAGACGAGCCCCAGCCCCCACCCUCAUGUCAUCCGUGCUCCUCAGUCCCACCCAGCCGAAAGAUGAUGUGCUGAGGAUCGUGCUCCCCCCCCUUCUCCCCCUCAGGUAGGGUCGAGAGGUGGGAAGGUCACAUCCCCCAUACUUGCAUUUCUGCAGACCCCCCACUGGGUCCUCCUCUCCCUCCCUUGCUAAGGAACUGUCGGUGAAGGUGGGGGGCACGGGCGAUACGUAUGUUGAGGGUCUGGCUGGUGGUCGGCAGCAAGGAGGGUGAGUGGUGGUCUGUGGAAAGGCACAACUAUAUGUCUCCCUCACUUUUUCUCCUCUCAUCUCUCUCCUUGCCACUACCCUUUCACCUCAUUGUACCCCUCUCUCCCUCUCAUUUUCUCCUUCCACUAAGUCUCUCCCCUUUCUCUGUCUGAUUCUGGGAGUGUGUGAUGGGUCAGUGUGGAGGGAGAUUCACUCUGUGUCUGACCCCAGGAGUGUGUGAUGGGACAAUGUGGAGGGAGAUUCACUCUGUGUCUGACCCCGGGAGUGUGUGAUGGGACAGUGUGGACGGAGAUUCACUCUGUGUCUGACCCUGGGAGUGUGUGAUGGGACGGUCUGGAGGGAGAUUCACUCUGUGUCUGACCCUGGGAGUGUGUGAUGGGACAGUGUGGAGGGAGAUUCACUGUCUAUCUGACCCCAGGAGUGUGUGAUGGGUCAGUGUGGAGGGAGCUUCACUCUGUGUCUGACCCUGGGAGUGUGUGAUGGGACAGUGUGGAGGGAGAUUCACUCUGUGUGUGACCCCGGGAAUGUGUGAUGGGACGGUGUGGAGGGAGUUUCACUCUGUGUCUGACCCUGGGAGUGUCUGAUGGGACAGUGUGUUGGGAGCUUCUCUCUGUGUCUGACCCUAGGAGUGUGUGAUGGGACAGUGUGGAGGGAGAUUCACUCUGUGUCUGACCCUGGGAGUGUGUGAUGGGACGGUGUGGAGGGAGUUUCACUCUGUCUCUGACCCCGGGAGUGUGUGAUGGGACAGUGUGGAGGGAGAUUGACUCUGUGUCUGACCCUGGGAGUGUCUGAUGGGACAGUGUGGAGGGAGAUUCACUCUGUGUCUGACCCUGGGAGUGUGUGAUGGGACAGUGUGGAGGGAGAUUGACUCUGUGUCUGACCCUGGGAGUGUCUGAUGGGACAGUGUGGAGGGAGAUUCACUCUGUGUCUGACCCUGGGAGUGUGUGAUGGGACAGUGUGGAGGGAGAUUCACUCUGUAUCUGACCCUGGGAGUGUGUGAUGGGACGUUGUGGAGGGAGUUUCACUCUGUCUCUGACCCCGGGAGUGUGUGAUGGGACAGUGUGGAGGGAGAUUGACUCUGUGUCUGACCCUGGGAGUGUCUGAUGGGACAGGGUGGAGGGAGAUUCACUCUGUGUCUGACCCUGGGAGUGUGUGAUGGGACAGUGUGGAGGGAGAUUCACUCUGUAUCUGACCCUGGGAGUGUGUGAUGGGACGUUGUGGAGGGAGAUUCACUCUGUGUCUGACCCCGGGAGUGUGUGAUGGGACGGUGUGGAGGGAGAUUCACUCUGUGUCUGACCCUGGGAGUGUGUGAUGGGACGGUGUGGAGGGAGAUUCACUCUGUGUCUGACCCUGGGAGUGUGUGAUGGGACAGUGUGGAGGGAGAUUCACUCUAGUCUUUUCCACAUGCCAGAAUGGAAUGUGAAUGGUGUAAAUUUAAAGAGUGAGUGAUUGCCCCUUAUUUCCUUGCAGUAACUAUCAAUGUAUCUCUAAAGCAAAAAUUAUUAUAUGUAAAUAAAUUUAUGUAAAUUUCUAAUACCAAAUGUUAAACAUAGCUGCAUAUAUAUAUGGACAUGUAACCUUGAAACAAAGUAUUCUACAAAUAAACCACAGGAAUGUUUUAGAAACUGUCUACUUGAUUGGUGAGGGGAUCGGUGAGAGAUGAGGGGCGGGUGGGUUGAAGGGGUGGAGUGGUAGGAGGUGGAGAUGUGAUUGGGGAUGGAAUGUGGUUGGGGCAAGGGGAGUGGGUUAAGGAAUGGGGAGAUGGAUGGAGAUAAGGAAGGAGGGAGCUGGGGAAGAAGGAUGGGUGGAAAGAUGGGGACAGGAGACUGGAACAUGAGCAGGUGGUGAAGGACAGGACCACUCGUGCUUAGAAUCGGGUUUAUGAUCACUGAUACAAGAUGUGAAAUUUGUUGUUUUGCAGCUACAAUGCAAAGAUAUAAAAAUUGCGAUAAAUUGCAAAAUAGAUAAAGAAACAAAUACUGAGGAAGUGUUCAUGGGUUCAAGAACUGGUCAGAAAUGAUGGUGGAGGGGAAAAGCUGUCGUUAAAAUGCUUUGUGUGGGUCUUCAGGCUCCUGAUCCUCCUCUCUGAUGGUAGUAACGAGAAGAGGGCAUGUCCGGGUCAUGAGGGUCCUCAGUGAUGGAUGACGCCUUUCUGAGACCCUGCCUCUUGAGGAUGUCUGAGAUGUUGGGGAGGUUUGUGCUUGUGAUGGAGCUGACUGAGUCUACAACCCUCUGCAGUCUCUUGUGAUCCUCUGCAUUGGAGAUUCCACACCAGACGGUGAUGCACCCAGUCAGAAUGCUCUCAUUUGUACAGUUGUAGAAAUUUGCUAAACUCCAACCCUCCCUGGUAUCUGCAGCAAGAGAAUCGAGUUCGGUUACAUUGAGUCACAACCACAGGAACAAUGGUCUUGGCAGAGGAAUCUGAUCCAAAUGGUUUUAAAACAGAACAGUAAACGAGAGAGAGAGAGAGAGAGAGUGGGUGAUGAGGGAAGACUUUUUAUUUCAUUUCCUUCUUCCAAAUAUCACACUUCUUGGUCACACAGACAGUCCAGCUCAGGAGAGUCAGUAGCAGCGUGAUUUUGAAGUUGGAGUGCAGUUCCUUCUCCCUGAGAGUGAGGGGGUGGGGAGAGAUAGAGGGAUUUUGGUGGAGAGCAGGUGAGAGGGGAGGAGAAAGG